AUGAGCCGGGGCUCCCGGCGCGCGCCACUUCAAGGGAGCCCGCCGCGGGAGCGGGCGCCGCCAGCUUUCCUCGGCGCGGCGGGAGGCGGCGGCCGUCGGGGAGUAGGCUCGGCGGGCUGAGGCGCUGCGCCCGCUGCAGGGAGGCGGCGGCGUCCGGCUAUGGGGACCGAGCGGAGGCAUCGCGCCGGGCCGUGACCGCCGCGCCGCCGCCUCAGGCGCUCUCGGAGCGCCGACGCUGAGGACCAUGGCCCUGGAGCAGCUCUGCGCGGUCCUCAAAGUGUUGCUAAUAACAGUACUUGUAGUGGAAGGGAUUGCUGUGGCCCAAAAGACCCAAGAUGGACAAAACAUUGGAAUCAAGCACAUUCCUGCAACCCAAUGUGGCAUUUGGGUUCGAACCAGCAAUGGAGGUCAUUUUGCUUCACCAAAUUAUCCUGACUCAUAUCCACCAAACAAGGAGUGUAUCUAUAUUUUGGAAGCCGCUCCUCGUCAACGGAUAGAGCUGACCUUUGACGAGCGCUAUUAUAUAGAGCCGUCAUUUGAAUGUCGCUUUGAUCACUUGGAAGUUCGAGAUGGGCCAUUUGGUUUCUCACCUCUCAUAGAUCGUUACUGUGGCAUGAAAAGCCCUUCGUUAAUUAGGUCAACAGGAAGAUUCAUGUGGAUUAAAUUUAGUUCCGAUGAAGAACUUGAAGGACUAGGAUUUCGAGCAAAAUACUCAUUCAUCCCAGAUCCAGACUUUACUUACCUUGGAGGUAUUUUAAAUCCCAUCCCAGAUUGCCAGUUUGAGCUCUCAGGAGCUGAUGGAAUAAUACGUUCUAGCCAGGUAGAACAAGAAGAAAAAACAAAACCUGGCCAAGCAGUUGAUUGCAUUUGGACGAUUAAAGCCACCCCAAAAGCUAAGAUUUAUUUGAGGUUCUUAGAUUACCAAAUGGAACACUCAAAUGAAUGCAAGAGAAAUUUUGUGGCGGUCUAUGAUGGAAGCAGUGCUAUUGAAAAUCUGAAGGCCAAGUUUUGUAGCACUGUGGCUAAUGAUGUAAUGCUGAAAACAGGAGUGGGAGUGAUACGGAUGUGGGCAGAUGAAGGCAGUCGGCUUAGCAGGUUUAGGAUGCUCUUCACUUCCUUUGUGGAACCUCCCUGUACAAGCAGCACUUUCUUUUGCCAUAGCAACAUGUGCAUCAACAAUUCUUUGGUCUGUAAUGGUGUUCAAAACUGUGCAUACCCUUGGGAUGAGAACCACUGUAAAGAGAAGAAGAAAGCUGGGCUAUUUGAACAAAUCACUAAAACUCAUGGAACAAUUAUUGGCAUUACAUCAGGGAUUGUCUUGGUUCUUCUCAUUAUUUCUAUUUUAGUACAAGUGAAACAGCCCCGGAAAAAGGUAAUGGCUUGCAAAACUGCAUUCAAUAAAACUGGGUUCCAGGAAGUAUUUGAUCCUCCGCAUUAUGAACUAUUUUCACUAAGAGAGAAAGAGAUUUCCGCAGACCUGGCAGAUUUGUCAGAAGAACUUGACAACUACCAGAAGAUGCGGCGCUCCUCCACGGCCUCCCGGUGCAUUCAUGACCACCACUGUGGCUCGCAAGCAUCCAGUGUCAAACAAAGCAGGACCAACCUCAGUUCCAUGGAACUUCCCUUCCGAAAUGAUUUUGCACAACCACAGCCCAUGAAAACAUUUAAUAGCACCUUCAAAAAAAGCAGCUACACUUUCAAACAAGCACACGAGUGCCCUGAACAAGCUCUGGAGGACAGAGUGAUGGAAGAAAUCCCCUGUGAAAUUUAUGUCCGGGGACGAGAUGAUUCUGCGCAAGCAUCCAUAUCCAUCGACUUCUAAUUGUCAGCUUAAGGCGUUAAUUAUUAAGUAUGUGUAUGCAGCCUACACCAACACCCAUUCUGUCUCAGCAACCAAUCUUGUUCUGUCAGAAUUUGAAAGACCUUCAUAAUCUAUCAUAUUGCUGAUGUUUUAUUAUCUCAGGCAAUCUAUAUAUGUGAAACCAACCAAGGAACUUAAUGUAUUCAGUGGAAAAAUCAUCAUCUGUUGCUUGGUAUCUUAUCUACAGAAUACCACCAGUUCAUGUUGAGCCAGGCUCAGCAGCCUGGAGGUGUUGACAUCAGGAUACUAUUCUUGUUCACGCAGCCCCAUCAAUUUGAUCCCACAGUAAAUUUAAAAGUAAGAUUUUUCUUUUUCUUCCUUUUGUCUUUCUUUUCUCCAGUAUGUUUUUUUGCCUGUGGUUUUACCAUUUCGGUUUCCUGCAUAAGGGGACAAAGCAUCACUGUAUUCAGCAUGGGCCUGUAUUUGCUCUUCUGUGUAGAAUAUGGCUAGUCCUGUGGUGAGUGGCAGUUUCAAACACAGUCAUAUUUCAUUUCUCCCGGAAUCAUUUCUAUACUGUUGUCUUCAGUAACUGUAACUUUAGUCCUGUUUUAUGUGGGAAGUAGUAGAUGACAUGAUGUAUCACCUUGAAAUCAUGCUUCAUCUUAAUUAUGCUAGAAAAGUAAUAAUCCUGACGUGUAUUACUACCAGUUAAUCCUGACUGGAAAUUUAAGAAAGAUUAAAAACAUGCAGCAACCUCUGAAGUCAUUCCUGUUGGGUCUCAUUCAGUGACAUUCAUCCCAGUAAUGGGUCCCAGAAUUCACUUGUGGGCAGGCCUUUAAUAUGGCCUCACACAGAGCUUCACGUCAGAUCUGUGCUCCCUACCAUCUUUCCAAAACACUUAUUUGUUCUCUUGGUAUUGGUGUCUUUGGCACAUGGUAACUAUGGUUAGUGAAAGUUUAAAGAAGUCCUCUGAGAAACUGUGUGAGCCUUUACAUAGCUUCUGCUUGGAACAGUGCAUUUUUCUAGCCAUUAUCAUCAAUAGAAACUUCAACUUUUUUUAAAAGCACUUUUGACCUUAUGUUUUAUAAAGCAUAUAAAACGAUAAUUUAUAAACAUAUCAAAACUCAUUGGUUUUUUUAGACUUUUGAUAUUAUUUGAUACUGUACAAACUUUAUCAAACCAAUAUUUAAGACACACGAGACAGAUUUCUUUGAAUGUUCACAUUAGAGACUGUGUAGAAAUAGGCUGUGGUGGGACUGUACCAUAAGCUAUUAUAAAGACCUUGGUCAUGGGGACCUGUACAUAAGCUUCUUCUUUCUUUGCUGCUGUAUUUAGUUGGUGAUAAGUUUUUCACUGUGGUAUUUAUUGUUCCAAAUCAUAACAGAAAUCUUAUAUUAAAGUAUACAUUGUUACAUGAUCCUUCACUUACAUUAUUUAUAGCAGGAAUACUUUGGAUAAGUAUGAAUGGGGAAGAAUCCAUAUAUUUAAUGAUAGCUAAUAUAAAUAAUUUCAUUUUAAAGAGGUAAAUUCUCACUUUCUGUAUUGAACUAAAUUUUCAAAUGAAAUGAACACGUCAGGUUUCACUAGAUUUCACUAAUUCUUUUAAGUACUACAUAAAUCUGAUCUCUCAGAUUGCUGAGAACUGUGACCUUCAGUGUGAUGUACUUUCUGCCCAAACUGUGUUCUCUGUAUGACAUUUUUAUUUUUAAAAAGGAAAUUAUAUCAAGAAGAUAGGAAAACCUACACUUAGCAUAAGCAUGAUUUUAUUUUUUUAAGCCAGUAAACAUUCCUGCUUCUAAAAAUAGAACUUGAAAAAGAAAAAGGAAUUUCAAAACAUAGUAAUCACUGAACUUUCCAGAGAAAGAUUAGUAACUGUGUUCUUUCAGCAGCUAUUCAGUAGGCAUUUUAUUAGAGGAGACUGGUGAGCCAGUGUCCCAGCAGCACAGUAAAUACUUAAAUUGACAGCUGUGACCUCAAGAAAUAAAAAUUAACAUUUCCUGUAUAAAAUUAUAGCCAUCAUAAAAAUAGUUGUCAUACUCAUUCUUAAUUUUUAGGCUAUAGAGCUUAUACCUUGAUUUUGUACAUCAUUAUCACUUGUAGCUAUAUAUAUAUAUAUAUAUAUAUAUAUAUAUAUAUAUAUAUAUAUAUAAACACUGUAUCCUAUUUUAAAGGAAUUUGAAGAGACUUACAAAACACCGGUAUUUGUAGAAAACACUGGAUGUAACAACAGUGUAGAUUUGCAUGAUCUCGUGCAACUCAGCUUGGGCAGUCAUUUGAUUCUAAAUUCUCUGAUUAAAAAAAAAAAAAACCUGAAAGUUGUUUCUUUGCACAGUAGAAAACACUUAUAUUCAGAGGCUAAAGUGAAAGCCAUAAAUUUAGUAACAACCGCCAUGAAAUUUAGCCAUUUUAUGUGAAUUAUUACAUCCUACAGAUUACCCCAGUGUUAAACAUGCCUUCUGACUAAAAAUGUAAAGCAGAAGGGUGGUAAAAAUCUCCAAGGCCGGAGAGUACUAAGUACUGGCUAUCUGAUAUCACCAUUGCUAUCUUCCAUCCCAAGGUUAGCACAAGCAGUCAGUGCCCAGUGGCCACAGACCACAACCUACUCCACCACUAUCUCAAAGACAGAGGAAUAAACUGUGCUAUUCCUUAUGCAGAGGACGGAUAUUCAAUAUAAAUAUUUAACCAAAGCCAAAGGAUAUUCACAUUUCAUAUCACAGAGAUCUAAAUGGCUCCUUUACUUUGAUUUAAUAGAACCUUUGUCACUAUCCUAGUUGUGUUUUGUAUAAUUGCUAAGCAUUAAGGAGCCGCAGCAUCCCUGAACGCUUCUGUAGUUAUGUUACUACCUAAUGAGGGUGCUUGCUCAUUUCCGGGGCAUGUCAGCUGCUGAGGGAAGAUGAGAAAAGCCUGGUUGUUCCAGGAAUAAUUAGCAGUCAGAGAUUACACUUUGUGGCAAAAUGGUGUCUGCUGUAUGUCCAUGUUUCUUUAUUGAAAAUACUAAAAGAAAUUUGCCUGAUUUGGCACAUUGAUUCUGGACAAAAGGAACUUUAGGUUUGUUGGUUUUUUGUUUUGUUUUGUUUUUUUUGUUUUGUUUUUCAAGAUAGGGUUUCUCUGUGGCUUUGGAGCCUGUCCUGGAACUUGCUCUGUAGACCAGGCUGGUCUCGAACUCACAGAGAUCCACCUGCCUCUGCCUCCCAAGUGCUGGGAUUAAAGGUGUGCGCCACCACCGCCCGGCAGGUUUUAUUUUUUUUAAAGAUCCAAAAGAGAUGAUGUCGUCUAGUUUUGUUAAUGAGAAGACUAAACCCUAAAGUCAGACUUCCCACAUGUCUGGACUCCUAGCCCAGUGUUCAUGCUUGGCUCGUUCCCUCCCUGCUUAGCGUUUCAGGACACAGUUCUAAACGUCAGCCUAGAUGUUCUAUGCAAAGCUUGUAAGUUGUUCUUACCUAAAAUGUGAUGCUGUAAUUUUGUUUACAUUGUGGCUUCCACCUCCCUUUUUAAUUUAUAGAACACUGCUGGCCUAUCUUUUUUGUUGUCAAACUUUCUUGGUACCUGAAAAAUAUGUAAUUACUGUGAAUUCUUAAUAAACAGUGCUGGUUAGCAGCACACAGGGUGAUGCCAGAGAGGAAGCGCCUGUGCUUUCGCUUUUGUAAUGUUUUUUUAAGUUGAAAGAACAAACAAUGUACAUUAUAGAAAUUAUAAAUAUUGGGGUACUGUAUCUUGAAUUUUGAGAAUUAUUUGAGUCUGAACCACAAUAAGAAAACAAGCUGACCUGGAAUAUCUUUUUAGCUUCCUGCACCAUCAAUUAUCUGUUUUAUAUACCUCUACUAGUAAUAUGCUCUUCUUUACUAAGCUUUUUAAUAUACUUGUGACUAUAUUUCUGAGAUUGGUUUACUGGCUCAAAAAGCCCACCAACCUAAGGAUGAGGGUGCACGUAUAGUGAGUACUACCUAAACUUGUUUUCUAAAGCAGUAGAUUUUUAUUAAAGAUGAACUUCCAGAUCAUGUAAGACUUCUCAUGUGCUUAAUCCACAUUUGGCACUUUAAAGUAUUUAACCCUUGAACUGCAAAUAAAAACUCCUGUUUUGA
Molecule: messenger RNA, 5883 nt
Organism: Chionomys nivalis (European snow vole)
Lineage: Eukaryota; Metazoa; Chordata; Mammalia; Rodentia; Cricetidae
Gene: Neto2
Product: neuropilin and tolloid like 2
Exons: 9
Coding region: 245-1822 (525 amino acids)
Molecular function (GO): protein binding
Source: RefSeq, a predicted model, not a curated record